Messenger RNA from Bombus impatiens (common eastern bumble bee), 2817 nucleotides. RefSeq lists its product as uncharacterized. The coding region runs from base 647 to 1249 and encodes 200 amino acids. The transcript is spliced from 8 exons. The record is from RefSeq and is a predicted model, not a curated record. Lineage: Eukaryota; Metazoa; Arthropoda; Insecta; Hymenoptera; Apidae.
UUUCAUACGAGGCCGAGUUGUAUCAUUUGCUAUCGUUUAAUACAAAUAUCUGGUGUGUUCUCAUAUAUUAAAAGAUAUUAGAAAAAUAUUAUAAAACCAGUUGUUACAGUAACGAUUCUCUUCCCUUUCGUUCGUGUCACUCCUUUUAUUUAGAUAAGUAAUAUACAUAUUGUUAUCAGGUCGUGAGACAAUUGUUUUUUGCCACAAUAAUUAACAUUCUAAUCGGAACGAUUUUUUAUAGCAGCAUAAAUAAGAGAUGCGUAGACGCAUUUUGGUCGAAAGUGGUGGGGGAAUGUGGCGGCGCGCGAUAUGAUAGCGUUUUGAGAUGGUUCAGUUCCGCGCCGUCUCACGUGCGCGACACAUUUCGACAAACGUGGAAUCAUCGGUGUGACAGAUCCUGCCAUACGUACCUUCAAAUUAAUUUCAUUUCUACAUCUAUCACCUAUAUUAUCGUUUCUUAUUAUAUUAUUUCUUUCACGAUUCAUUCAUACCUGGCACAUUUUUAUUCGUCUUCCGUUUUAUUAGAAAAAUUUCGUUCGACAUUUCUUUUACGCAUCUAUCCUUUUCUUAUAUACCUUUUUUUAUUACGAUCCGUUAGACAACGAAAUACAGUGUAACAGUGUGUUCAGUGUCCUUGGAUAUAAUCAUGGAUAAGAGAAGCGAACGAGUCAGCCGUUUCAAACGUGCUGGAGUCUCGGAGGCCCGUGGCGCGGUAAGUGGCACUUUCGCCCUUUUCAUUCCAGACAGAGCCGCGGAUGAAUCGCGUGGAUCAUUGGCGCCCGAAGGGAGAUUCCUCGCCUUCUUCGGCUCGCAACGGCGACACGAUCCGACGCUGUCGGCGAAAGGCAUCCGCCAGCGGAGCUUUUUACAGAUAGUAGAAGAUCAGCAGACGAUGAUGGGCUGGUGUAGCGUCAAGUGUAGUCCUUGCGAGCAACGUAAGCCUACGCCAAAAAGGAUGCGCAUGGCUCGUAACCGUGAAAAGUCAAUUCGAAGAAGAGGCUGGCUGGCAUCGAUCGGAAACGAGGCGCGGGAACACGUGUUCGCGGACACCCACGUGAAAAAUUGCGAUAACGUCCAACGGCAGGGAAAAGGAAGGAUUACCAUACCCUUGGUCGUGAUAGCGAAAAUGCCGCUUCUGCUAGCGACGAGGAGAAUCAAUCAGGACACUCGAGCGACCGUGAUCCUACGAUGGAUCCCGGCGCCGCGAAUUCGAAGGACCCUCGUACGUCAACCGCAAUCGUCCCAAUAAAAAUAUUUCCUCCCCUGGCACGGAACGCGCUGGAUUUCCUUCCCGACCGCGAAGAAAGAACCCAGAAGAAAUAGAUUCUCCCAUUCCGAGGUAUAUUUCCCUCUGUGGAGGGGGAAACUUCGGGUUCCACAUUUUCCAAAUUCUUUCCCUCAAACAACGAUAAAUAGUCCCUGAAAUAUCUCGACUUCUAACAACCAAUAACUAGACGAUGAAUAUCUAUGCGAAUUCAUAUUUCUAUCAAUAUAACUAGAAGAAUGAAAUCUGGAUAGGAAACUGUUUUACCUAAUGAGACAACUGUGAUAUCUAAAUUGUAUUUAUUUAAAGAAAAAGACAGAUAGAAACUUAUUUUUACAUUCAAAAGUUUUACAUUCAUCAACAACGCAAAACACAUGUUACAUAUAUUACGUUACAUUAAAAAUAUAUCGCUAGGAAUAUCAGUCGAUCACGAAGCUAUGCCACGUUUGAAAAAUCCAGUCGAUUUUAAUUCGCUUUAAGUUGAUUGUUAUUCGACUCGCGCCAAUUACAAUGGAAAGUGAAGUGAAUUGUUCCUUUCUAUUCUACGUGGUUGUUAUAUGGAUCAGUAGGGUACUCUUAUUUACUGACUCGACAAACUUCGAAUCUCUUCGUUUCUUUCGCAAAGCGAUUGCGUAACGAUGGUGCGGAGGUAGCAUUACGCAAUCGUUACCUUCCUCGUUAAAGAAUUAAAAGAAUUCGCGUCGCCUCUCAGACAAACAAACGCUGGCGGCGUUAAAACAUGGUUUCGCCACUUGUCGAAAUAAAUUACCGCCACACCCGGCUGUAAAUGGGCGUGUAAGCGGUUUCACCCUGGUCAAAGACUCCUCUAGAAAUAAACGUACAGAUCGUAAUUAUCUAGGGACGAGCAAGAGGCUCUCCGCCCAACGUUUCUCUCUUCAUCUUCGCGACGUGUCCGUUUGGACGGACAACGCGCGAACCUAACUCACUAAUCUCCUCCCGUGAGAGAUCGGAGCGGAGGAAUAUGAAAGCAAAGGUCGUGGAUACUGCUUCGUCAUGUGCCUCUAUUAGACGAGCAUGGGGAAAGACUUCUUUCUCGAGUUUGUGCGCCUUUUUUUUCUUAACCCGUGUUUCUUAGCCUUUAUUUCUCGAUUACGUGCAUUCGGUAUUAACUAAUGUCACGGAUUAUUGAAACCGAGUUGUUGGUGAUUAGUUAGGAUAUGGAGUUAUUAGUUGUUAGUAGACUGCUGACUUUUAUGUAUUUAUGGAGAGUUUGAAGGUAGAAAUGCGCAGAAUGCAUUUGCUUGAGAGAAGAAAAGCACGAUAAAUCAUAUUUCCAUAUAUUUUACAAGGAAACAAUUUUAAAAUGUAAAAUACCGUCAGUCAUUCAGAUAAAACUCUGUUUCUUCUAUGUUUCUUCUGUUUGAUCUUUGGAUUACGCGUAAACUUCAAAAAAAAUUUUGUUGAAACGCUUGUAAUAAAAUAUUGUUGUGCUAAAGUAUUUCCUCUAAGCCGAAAACUAAUAUUGCGAAAAUCAACGAACCAUACCACGUUAUAAAUUCUAUAGAAAAAUAUACCAUUAUAUCCAAAGUGGA